Messenger RNA from Paraglomus occultum, 827 nucleotides. The record is from the annotation of a GenBank genome assembly. NCBI's taxonomy places the organism in Eukaryota, Fungi, Glomeromycota, Glomeromycetes, Paraglomerales, Paraglomeraceae.
ACGGUGGUGAAGAGUGGACUAGGGUUGACGCAGAGGGUGACGAAGAAAUGACCGAGGUUGAGAGAGUAGGUAGAGAGAAGCAGAAAGACAAAGAAAAGAAGGGUCUAGGAACGAAUGGGUGUAGAGAGGGAAGGCUGGGUGAGGUUGAGGUUGCUUUGAGAAGUCUGGAGGCACGAAAACGUGGCUAUGGUAAUGUUCCCCUGACGAAAAAACCGCCUCACACUAAUAUGUUCAAUACUAAGCGAUCUCUCUCAAAACCUACCUUCUUUCGUUUAACGAAUCCCAUAGAGAUUCGUGAAUUAAUAAUAUCGGGAGACAUUCCUUCAGCUCUGUCGCUAUGUCAAAAGAAGUUUCCACGAGUAGUCUCUUCUGCCGCGGGCCAUGAAUGGACGACGCCGCAAUCGAUUGAAAUGUGCUUUAAACUUCACUGUCAGCAGUUUGUUGAGAUUGUGCGAGCAGGCGAAACUACAGAGGCUUUGUCGUUUGCGCAGGAAGUCCUAAGACCCUAUACUGAAAUUGAUGUAGCGAACGAGGACAAAUAUGCGAGUGCACUAAGAGGAGUAAUACCAUUGAUUGCGUACCGCGAGCCCGAGACUUCACCAGUCGGAAGCCAUUUAUCGCAGACGUGUCGGGAUAAACUGGCAGAUGAUGUCAAUAGUGCAAUAUUAUCGUUCUAUAACCUUCCCAGCCAAUCAGCAAUAGAACGUAUUGUUCGACAAUCAACAGUAAUUCGUGAUAAUUUGCAUAGCGAAAGCUCUACGAAAGACAAGCGGUUGUCAAAGAUAUAUCAAAAGUGGCAGUUCUCUUCAUUUAUCCAAGAGGGAUAA